This is a messenger RNA of Ananas comosus (pineapple), 1166 nucleotides long. Its product is annotated as proteasome subunit alpha type-7-B. The coding region runs from base 183 to 932 and encodes 249 amino acids. Gene Ontology annotation, biological process: ubiquitin-dependent protein catabolic process. NCBI's taxonomy places the organism in Eukaryota, Viridiplantae, Streptophyta, Magnoliopsida, Poales, Bromeliaceae. The record is from RefSeq and is a predicted model, not a curated record. Gene Ontology annotation, cellular component: proteasome core complex, alpha-subunit complex; nucleus; proteasome core complex. The transcript has 3 exons.
AAUCUCUGUACCUUUCUCCCCAAGCAAGGGGGUCUUCUUCUCACUCGUCUUCUCCAUCAUCGUCAUAACCCCUCUUCUCCCCCCACCCCCGAAACUCCAAACCCUAGCAUCCACAAAAAGCGAAUAGAGAGAGAGAGAGAGAGAGAGAGAGAGAGAGAGAGAGAGAGAGAGGGAUCGGCGCCAUGGCUCGCUACGACCGCGCGAUCACGGUGUUCUCCCCGGACGGGCACCUCUUCCAGGUGGAGUACGCGCUCGAGGCCGUGCGCAAGGGCAACGCCGCCGUGGGCGUGCGCGGCUCCGACACCAUCGUCCUCGGCGUCGAGAAGAAGUCGACCCCCAAGCUCCAGGACUCCAGGACGGUGCGGAAGAUUGUGAGCCUGGACACGCACAUCGCGCUGGCGUGCGCGGGGCUGAAGGCGGACGCGCGGGUGCUGAUCAACCGCGCGCGGAUCGAGUGCCAGAGCCACCGGCUGACGGUGGAGGACCCGGCGAGCGUGGAGUACAUCACGCGCUACAUCGCGGGGCUGCAGCAGAAGUACACGCAGAGCGGCGGCGUCCGCCCCUUCGGCCUCUCCACCCUCAUCGUCGGCUUCGACCCCUACACCGCCGUCCCCGCCCUCUACCAGACCGACCCCUCCGGCACCUUCUCCGCCUGGAAGGCCAACGCCACCGGCCGCAACUCCAACUCCAUGCGCGAGUUCCUGGAGAAGAACUACAAGGAAACCUCCGGCAGGGACACCAUCAAGCUCGCCAUCCGCGCCCUCCUUGAAGUUGUGGAGAGCGGGGGAAAGAACAUAGAAAUUGCUGUUAUGACACGCGAUGAGGGUCUAAAGCAACUCGAGGAAGCCGAAAUUGACGAGUUUGUUGCCGAGAUUGAGGCAGAGAAGGCUGCAGCUGAGGCUGCUAAGAAAGCCCCUCCGAGAGAAACCUGAAUUUCAGAUCACCAUUUCCUUAUGAGCUGUUCUCUUUCUUUUAUGUCUCUUUUACUUGUGAGAUGAAUUCUUUAAGUUACAGUCCGAUUGGAUUUGUUGCUAUUUUAGGUCUCCUGGUCUGAAAAUUAUAGAUUGGCCUACUCAAUUGCGCGAACUCUUUGUUUAUUUUGAUCAGACAUGGAUGUGUUGUUUCGUUAGCAGUUAAUCUCAUCCUGCUGGAUUUACUUUCUAUUA